AUGCAAGAAGAUGAUGAUCAGCCUGUCAGAUUACUAGACUCUUGUUGGUGUCAUUAUCUUAGCUCUCUAUUUACUUUUUCUUACAAGACCGAGCUGACAAAACUUCACGUUAUCCGGAAGACAGACACGGCACCCAAACAAUUUUUACAAGAGCUAGCAGAAGACGCGGAAGACGCUGAGGAUCCCCUUUUGGCCAAUCUGAAAGCCAAACAAAUCCAAUCUCGUCAAUCAGAUUAUCAUAAUCGCCGAUUCGAUCGAGAUGCGAGUGGAACGGUGGUCGCAGAUCCUUUCAGUUCGUCGGCUGAUGGUAAUGAUCAAUCUGAAGGCGGGUACAAAGAAGCGAUGCGACGAGCUGAGCUGGAGCGUGAAGAAGCAAGGGUCAUGAAGAAAAUCAAAGAGCAGCAAGAAGAAGGAUCUAAUAACAUGGAUGUGGAUCGCCCUGAGCGCUCGAAGACCCCUACUCCGGAAGAACUUGCUGCUGCGGCUUCCACUGCACGCAAAAAACGACGCUGGGACGUGGCUGAUCCGAACGCAGUGGCAUCUACGAGCGAUAGUACUUCUGAAUCUACGCUUUCAACCGGCGAAUGGUCAGCCUCCGAGACCGUGCCGCCACCCAAGAAGACGAGGUCUAGAUGGGAUCAGACGCCUGCCGCUACUCCUAUGGGUGCUUCCGCCGAUGGUGCUACCCCCAGGAGAUCACGAUGGGAUCAGACUCCAGUGGCAGUCAACGGUGCUGCCACUCCAAUGGGACAGUUCGGUCAAACUCCACUUGUCUCGAGUGGUGCGAAUGGACUUGCUCUACUGCCAGGAGGAGAACUAUCAGAGCUCGACAAGCGGAAUAGACCACUCUCCGAUGAUGAACUGAACGCGCAGCUCCCGUCUGAAGGAUACGAGAUAGUCACACCACCAGCAGGAUAUGCACCAAUACGUACACCUGCCCGAAAACUCAUGCAGACGCCUGUUGGUUCUUCUAAUGGCUUCACCAUGCAAGAUGAUUCUUCCGGAGGAGGUCUGAUGGGGCUCAUGCCCGAAUUACCUACAGAGAUUGAGGGCGUUGGACAGUUGCAGUUUUUCAAGCCCGAAGACGCACAAUACUUUGGCAAGAUCUUAUCAGGCGAACAGGACGAAAGUAACUUAACUUUGGAAGAAUUAAAGGAGCGUAAAAUCAUGCGUUUAUUACUCAAAAUCAAGAACGGCGCCCCUCCAAUGCGAAAGACUGCUUUGCGUCAAAUUACCGAUAAAGCUAGAGAGUUUGGCGCUGGGCCGUUAUUUGAUAAAAUCUUACCUCUAUUGAUGGAACGCACCUUAGAAGAUCAGGAACGACAUUUGUUGGUGAAAGUCAUUGACCGAGUCUUGUACAAGCUAGAUGAUCUUGUUCGUCCUUAUGUCCACAAGAUCCUGGUAGUCAUCGAACCUCUUCUUAUUGAUGAAGAUUAUUACGCACGUGUCGAAGGAAGAGAGAUCAUUUCAAAUCUAUCGAAGGCCGCCGGUUUGGCUCAUAUGAUUUCCACCAUGCGUCCCGAUAUUGAUCACGUGGAUGAAUAUGUCCGUAAUACUACUGCUCGGGCCUUCUCCGUGGUAGCUUCUGCGCUUGGUAUACCAUCUCUACUUCCCUUUCUGAAAGCAGUUUGUAAGUCGAAAAAGUCAUGGCAGGCUAGGCAUACAGGUAUCAAGAUUGUCCAGCAAAUCGCAAUCAUGAUGGGUUGUGCUGUUUUGCCCCAUUUGAAAAACUUGGUGGAGUCUAUAAGUCAUGGUCUAGAGGAUGAGCAGCAAAAGGUGCGAACAAUGACAGCUUUGGGAAUUGCUGCUUUGGCCGAGGCAGCGUCGCCCUACGGUAUUGAGAGUUUCGAUAGUGUAUUGAAACCUCUAUGGACUGGCAUAAGAAAGCAUCGAGGGAAGGGUUUAGCAGCGUUCUUAAAAGCAAUCGGAUUCAUCAUUCCACUCAUGGACGCUGAAUAUGCGAACUACUAUACAAAAGAAGUGAUGGUCAUUUUAAUUCGAGAAUUUCAGUCCCCCGAUGAGGAAAUGAAGAAGAUUGUUCUCAAAGUCGUCAAACAGUGUUCAGCAACGGAUGGUGUCCAACCUCAAUAUGUGAAAGUGGAAAUCCUUCCUCAAUUCUUUGCCAACUUCUGGGUUCGAAGAAUGGCAUUGGACCGAAGGAAUUACCGCCAGGUAGUAGAAACCACUGUCGAACUUGCCAACAAAGCUGGUGUCACCGAGAUAGUCAGCCGAAUCGUCAAUGAUCUCAAAGACGAGUCAGAACCUUAUCGAAAGAUGGUGAUGGAGACCAUUGAAAAGGUUAUUUCAGCCUUGGGAGCCAAUGAGAUUGAUGAACGAUUGGAAGUACAGUUGAUCGAUGGUAUCAUCUAUGCUUUUCAAGAACAAACUGUUGAGGACAUUGUCAUGUUGGAAGGGUUCGGCACUGUUGUACAUGCAUUAGGUAUUCGUGUUAAACCAUAUCUUACUCAAAUCGUAUCAACUAUCUUGUGGCGGUUGAACAACAAGUCAGCCAAAGUACGUCAACAAGCCGCUGACUUGACCAGUAAGCUCGCAGUGGUGAUCAAGCAGUGUGGGGAAGAUCAACUACUUUCCAAGUUAGGGGUUGUCCUCUUUGAACAGCUUGGUGAAGAAUAUCCUGAUACCCUUGGAAGUAUCAUUGCUGCCGAAGCUUCAAUUGCCAAUGUUGUCGGAAUGACUCAGAUGAGCCCACCGGUAAAAGAUCUACUACCACGGAUGACACCCAUUCUUCGUAAUCGACACGAAAAAGUCCAGGAAGCUUCGAUCAAUUUAAUCGGUCGAAUUGCUGAUCGAGGUGCUGAAUUUGUUUCUGCAAGAGAGUGGAUGAGAAUUUGCUUUGAGCUAUUAGACUUAUUGAAAGCUCACAAAAAAGCUAUCAGACGAGCAGCUGUGAAUUCCUUCGGAUAUAUUGCCAAGGCAAUUGGGCCACAGGAUGUGUUGAGUGUACUGUUGACUAAUUUGAGGGUGCAGGAAAGACAAAGCCGAGUGUGUUCGACUGUUGCGAUUGCAAUUGUCGCUGAAACUUGUGGACCAUUCACAUGUAUACCCGCGAUCCUCAACGAGUACAGGACGCCAGAAUUGAAUGUUCGCAAUGGUUGCCUGAAGUCGCUGUCAUUCCUUUUCGAAUAUAUUGGCGAGAUGGGCAAAGACUACAUCAACUCGGUGACAUCAUGCUUGGAGGAUGCACUCACCGAUCGCGAUUUAGUUCAUAGACAGACUGCAUGCUCAAUUGUGAAGCAUCUUGCAUUGGGUACGGCUGGAUUGGGGCAGGAAGACGCAAAUCUCCAUCUUAUGAACUUGGUUUGGCCGAAUUGUUUCGAGACUUCGCCACAUGUGAUUGGCGCUUGCAUGGAUGCCAUUGAGGCUAUGAGAGUGGCCGUCGGACCAGGCGUGGUACUGUUGUACACCUUACAAGGCCUUUUUCAUCCAGCUCGAAAGGUUCGAGAAGUGUAUUGGAGAGUGUACAAUUCAAAUUAUCUGGGAGCUGCAGACGCGAUGGUACCGUUUUAUCCGAACUUGGCAGACGCUUCAGACGAUUUCAGAGAUUAUAGUCGGGAUAUGUUGUUGGCGUGGAUUUGA
Melampsora larici-populina 98AG31 is the source of this 3597-nucleotide messenger RNA. RefSeq lists its product as uncharacterized. Bases 1 to 3597 code for a protein of 1198 amino acids. Gene Ontology annotation, biological process: spliceosomal complex assembly. Gene Ontology annotation, molecular function: mRNA binding. Gene Ontology annotation, cellular component: catalytic step 2 spliceosome; U2 snRNP; U2-type prespliceosome. The record is from RefSeq and is a predicted model, not a curated record. The transcript is spliced from 11 exons. NCBI's taxonomy places the organism in Eukaryota, Fungi, Basidiomycota, Pucciniomycetes, Pucciniales, Melampsoraceae.